Molecule: messenger RNA, 2922 nt
Organism: Panicum virgatum (switchgrass)
Lineage: Eukaryota; Viridiplantae; Streptophyta; Magnoliopsida; Poales; Poaceae
Product: pollen-specific leucine-rich repeat extensin-like protein 3
Exons: 4
Coding region: 1-2922 (973 amino acids)
Molecular function (GO): protein binding
Source: RefSeq, a predicted model, not a curated record
AUGGACCCUCCCCUCCGGCUCCUCCCCGAUGGCCGCCUCACGGCGGCGCUGCUCCUCCUGGGCGCCUGCCUGUCGGCGUGCAGCGUGCAGGCGGUGACCAGCGCGGAGGCCUCCUACAUCGCCCACCGGCAGCUGGCGGCCAUGAAGGAGGCCGGCGGCGGCGAGGCCGGCGACCUCCCGCCGGACUUCGAGUUCGACGACCGCGUCGGCGCCAACUUCCCCAACCCGCGGCUCCGGCGCGCCUACAUCGCGCUGCAGGCCUGGCGCCGCGCCUUCUACUCCGACCCCAAGGGCUUCACCUCCAACUGGGUCGGCAACGACGUGUGCAAGUACAACGGCGUGGUCUGCGUGGAGGCGCUGGACGAUCCCAAGCUCACGGUGGUCGCCGGCAUCGACCUCAACGGCGCCGACAUCGCCGGCUACCUGCCCCCCGAGCUCGGGCUGCUCACCGACCUCGCCUUCUUCCACAUCAACUCCAACCGCUUCUGCGGCAUCAUCCCCAAGAGCAUGGCGCGGCUGUCGCUGCUGCACGAGUUCGACGUCAGCAACAACCGCUUCGUGGGGCCCUUCCCCUUGGUCUGCCUCGAGAUGUCGUCGCUCAAGUACCUCGACAUCCGCUUCAACGACUUCGACGGCGAGCUGCCGCCGGGGCUCUUCGACAAGGACCUCGACGCCAUCUUCGUCAACACCAACCGCUUCGUCGGCCACAUCCCGGAGAACCUCGGCAACUCCACGGCGUCCGUCGUCGUCGUCGCCAACAACGGCCUCACGGGGUGCAUCCCCAAGAGCAUCGGCCGGAUGGCGAGGACGCUCGACGAGAUCAUCUUCCUCAACAACAGGCUCGACGGCUGCCUGCCGCUGGAGAUGGGCCUGCUGCAGAACACCACCGUCGUCGACGUCAGCGGCAACGCCCUCGUCGGCACGCUGCCGGAGCAGCUGUCCAACAUCACCAAGCUCGAGCAGCUCGACUGCUCCCGGAACGUCUUCACGGGCAUCGUGCACGAGUCCAUCUGCGAGCUCCCGGCGCUCGUCAACUUCAGCUUCGCCUUCAACUUCUUCAACUCGGAGGCCGCGCCGUGCAUGCCGUCGGAGAAGGCGCUCGUCAACCUCGACGACCGGGACAACUGCCUCGGCGCGCUGCGGCCGGCGCAGAAGACGACGCUGCAGUGCGCCCCCGUGCUUGCGCGCCCCGUCGAUUGCAGCAAGCACGUGUGCGCAGGGUACCCGACGCCGUCGGGGCCGCCGAAGCUGCCGGAGAAGCCACCGAUGGUCAAGGUGCCUCCGGCGACGCCCACGCCGACGCCCACGCCGCCCAUCAAAGAUGAGCCGGGGAAAUCACCACGGCAACCGCCGCCGCCAAAGUCGGAGGGCCCACCCGGAAAAUCACCCGACGUACCAGCAGGGUCUGCUCCGCCACCGCCGAACUCGGCCUGGCUCCCGGUGACACCGGAGCGCCCUAAGGCGCCACCACCAAAGUCACAGCCGGAGUCGCCUCCAAUCUCCGCCUCCACCAGCUCCGGUGAGCUAUCCUCCACCUCCGGUGAAAUCACCUCCUCCACCCGCCCCGGUGGCCUCACCACCACCUCCAGUGAAAUCACCUCCUCCGCCGGCUCCGGUGGCCUCACCACCACCUCCGGUAAAAUCACCUCCUCCGCCGGCUCCCGUCGCAUCACCACCACCUCCGGUGAAAUCACCUCCUCCACCGGCUCCAGUGGCAUCACCACCACCACCAGUGAAAUCACCUCCUCCACCGGCUCCAGUAGCAUCAUCACCGCCACCCGUGAAAUCACCUCCUCCACCAGCUCCAGUAGCAUCACCACCGCCACCCGUGAAAUCACCUCCUCCACUGAGAAGCCUACUUCUCCAUCAACUCCAACCAAACCACCUUCAACUCCAGAGAAGCCAAAACCACCACCAUCACCAGUGGAGACCCUACCUCCUCCAUCAAAGUCAUCACCACCGCAAGAACCAGCUAGCUCACCACCUAAACCACCAAAAUCUUCGCCACCACCUGCGCCGGUGAUAUCAUCACCUCCUCCAGUGGUGAAGUCUUCACCACCACCAGCUCCUGUGAGCUCACCACCGCCUGCGCCUAAGGCAUCACCUCCACCUGCUCCUAUCAGCUCACCACCUCCUAUGGUGAAGUCUUCACCACCACCUGAACCGGUAAGCUCACCGCCGCCUACACCAAAGGCAUCACCUCCACCUGCACCUGUGAGCUCACCACCUCCUGUAGUGAAACCUCCACCUGUUCCUGUGAGCUCACCACCUCCAGUAGUGAAACCUCCACCUGCACCUGCAUCAUCUCCACCUGCUCCUGUGAGUUCGCCACCUCCAGUGGUGAAGUUGUCACCACCACCUGCUCCAGUCAGCUCACCACCACCUCCGGUGAAGUCACCACCUCCACCCGCCCCUGUGAGCUCACCUCCUCCCCCGGUGAAGUCUCCACCGCCAGCACCGGUCAGCUCACCACCACCUCCAGUAAAGUCGCCACCACCUCCGGCACCAGUGAGCUCGCCGCCACCUCCAGUGAAGUCUCCUCCUCCACCAGCACCAGUUAGCUCUCCACCACCUCCAGUGAAGUCACCUCCUCCACCAGCACCAGUUAGCUCUCCACCACCUCCCGUGAAGUCUCCUCCUCCACCAGCACCAGUUAGCUCUCCCCCACCUCCAGUGAAAUCUCCUCCUCCUCCAGCACCGGUUAUCUCUCCUCCACCACCAGUAAAGCCAUCGUCACCGCCUCCAGCUCCAGUAAGCUCACCACCUCCAGCGGUCGCCUCACCCCCGCCAAAGCAAGAAGAAGUAACAUCAUCACCACCAGCGGAAUCCCAACCUCCACCAUCGUUUAAUGAUGUCAUCCUCCCACCCAUCAUGGCCAACAAGUACGCAUCACCGCCACCCCCUCAAUUCCAAGGGUAUUAA